AUGCAGGAUGAAGAUGGCCAUUCUGCACUUGCGCCCUCGAGCCCUUUCGAUCCUGCAAAGGAAGAUGACACAUCACUGCAGUCCCCCAUACAUUCAGAUUAUGUAUACAAUGACAUUGCAGGCGAUGCUGAUAACUCAGAUAUUGACAUGGAGAAUGAAAGUGCAUCUGAGAACAGAUGCAAUGAGCAGGAUCAUGUCAGGGUGGACCCAGAUUCAGUCAGUGUGACAAGAGAGUACCAUCCCUAUAUUAACGGAAGGCCGUGUGAUAAGAAUGGAGUCUAUCUUCCAGAUGGUACUCCCCCUCCUCCUUGCCCAGCUCCGGAAACGGACAAUUGGUUCCCUUACUAUGAUCGCGUAGCCUUUGAAACUGCGGAAUUCCUGUAUAAUCGAGAGCAGAUGUCAGCUGGAAACAUCGAUACUAUACUUCAGCUAUGGGCUGCCAGCUUACUCCAACAUCACGACGAUCUGCCGUUUGCAAAUUGUGAAGACUUAUACAACACAAUCGACUCAACGCUGCUCAGUGAUGUCAAGUGGGAGUCGUUCAACCUACAAUACGAAGGUCAACGUCCCGAGAGAGACGUUCCCUCAUGGAUGACAGCGAAAUAUGAAGUAUACUUUUGGAAUCCUUCUGAAGUCUUUCACGAUCAAAUGGCAAAUGCGGACUUUGACAGCGAGAUCGACUAUGCACCACUACGAGAGUUUGUGGAUGGUCAACGUCAUCUGAAGAAUUUUAUGUCUGGAGAUUGGGCCUGGAGACAAGCCGAUCUCAUUGCACAGGAUCCAAAUACACAUGGUGUCGCAUUUGUACCUGUUAUCCUUGGCAGCGACAAAAUAACAGUUUCUGUUGCCACGGGACAAACCGAGUACUAUCCAUUGUACGGAUCCAUUGGAGGUGUGCACAACAAUGUACAUCGUGCACACCGCAAUGCUGUGACACUCCUGGGCUUUCUUGCGAUUCCAAAGACUGAUAAAGAAUUCUCCGAAGACGCGAUGUUCCGCAAGUUUCACAGACAGCUCUUUCAUUCCUCACUAUCAAGAAUUCUGCAGCCCUUGAAGCCUGGAAUGAUGACCCCAGAGAUCAUGCUGUGUGCAGACGGCCACUAUCGCCAUGUUGUAUAUGGUCUUGGUCCCUACAUUGCAGACUAUCCUGAGCAGGUACUUCUUGCGUGCAUUGUCUCUGGGUGGUGUGCAAAAUUCAAACAAUGGACAGGAGACGAUUCAAAGGCAUUGAUGAAGGUUUAUCUCCCUGCCAUUGCCGAGUACGUCCCCGAGGAUAUGGUGUGGGCCAUCCAAGCCUUCCUCGACUUCUGUUAUAUCGCACAGCGCAACGUUCACACUGAGCAAACACUUGAUGCACUUCAGGAUGCUCUGGAUCGGUUUCAUUACUACCGGAAGAUUUUUGAGACUUGCGGUGUUCAACCUGAUGGUAUCUCACUUCCUCAGCAGCAUUCUCUCUGCCACUACAGGUUCUCAAUCUGGGAAUUUGCAAGCCCGAAUGGGCUGUGCUCAUCCAUUACUGAAUCUAAGCAUAUCAAAGCGAGGAUCGAUAAGCUUGCUGCAGCUUAUGUUGACUUUACCAAGCGUGGUAUGCUGAAGGGUUCAUGGCUUUCCAAUGCAUUCUGCAAGAUUUAUGCUGAUCCUACCGAGACUGAAGACAUCAAUAUAGGAGCUGACUGCCAUGUGUCCAAGCCACUGGGCCCUGACGAGCAGCAGGACGAUGAUGGCAGUGUCCCUGGCCCAACAGUUCUUGUGUACGUUGAUCUAGCAGCGACUGUUCAACAGCGACAUCCCAGAGGUUUUGCUGAACUUGCACAUCAGAUCAACCAACCUGAGCUUCCUGAACUGAUCCGACGAUUUCUGUACGACCAAUUGAAUCCUAACAACCCGCGUUCUGCAUCCGAUAUGGACAAGAUUGUUCUUUAUGCGAAGAAGGUUGGAUACACCCCAAACUUUGUUGGCCUGCUCCAACACGUCAUGCGAACCAACCCCGAGAAGGGUGCUGAGUUCUCUGCGCAGUUCGUCAACGAUGACUCAGGUCCGCUCAUGGAUGUCGAGUGGGUGGUGGACAUCUUCAUGUCGCAAAACAUGAUCCAGCCCGCGGCGUCAUUCUUACUCGAUGCACUGAAGGAGAACAAGCCUGAGCAGGCUCAUCUCCAGACUCAUCUGCUGGAGAUGAACCUGAUUCACGCCCCUCAAGUCGUGGAUGCCAUUCUCGGUAAUGAGAUGUUCACGCACUACGACCGUCCACGAAUUGCCAACCUUUGCGAGAAGGCUGGUUUAAUGCAGCGAGUUCGUAGACUUUCAUGGCGAUUGAUUGCUCUUGCUCAUAUUUUAGUCUGCAGGCUCUCGAGCACUACGAGGACUUGGGGAACAUCAAGCGUUAUCGUGCAUGCGAACGUGUUCCAGAUCGAUUGGCUCGUCAGCUACUUCAGUCGCCUUACUACUGAGCAGUCAUUGGCUUGCAUGGGAGAGAUACUUCGUAUCAACAUUCGGCAGAACCUGCAGGUUGUUGUCCAGAUCACUACGAAGUACUCAGAUAUCCUUGGCCCUGUCAAGCUCAUCGAGUUGUUUGAGAAGUUUAAGUCAUUCGAAGACCUAUACUACUACCUUGGUUCCAUCGUCAAUCUCAGCCAGGAUUCCGAGGUUCACUUCAAAUACAUUCAGGCGGCCACUCGUACAGGCCAAAUUCGUGAGGUUGAACGCAUCUGUCGUGAGGGCAACUACUACAACCCGGAGAAAGUCAAGAACUUUCUGAAGGAGGCCAAGCUUUCGGACCAGCUACCCCUCAUCAUCAUCUGCGACCAGUUCGACUUCGUUUAUGACCUUGUGCUGUACCUGUAUCAGAAUGGUCUCACCAGCUUCAUUGAGGUUUAUGUUCAACGUGUCAACUCGGUCAGGACGCCGCAGGUCAUUGGGGGUCUCUUGGAUGUCGACUGUGAUGAGACAACCGUCAAGUCGUUGCUUGCUUCUGUCCCUGGCAACUUCCCCAUCAAUGAACUCGUGAAUGAGGUAGAGACAAUGAACAGGCUGAAGUUAAUCCUUCCGUGGUUGGAGGCACACAUGCAGGCGGGAAGCCAAGACCCUGCUGUGUACAAUGCGCUCGCAAAGAUCUAUAUUGAAUCGAACAACAAUCCCGAGACAUUCUUGAAGGAGAACAAUUUGUACGAGCCACUGGUCAUCAGCAAAUUCUUCCCCCAUCUCCUCGUGCCCAUGCUUGCCACUGCAGAGCACCCAGUACACAACAUCGCCAAGGUCAGCUUCGGUAUGGGAACGAAUGAGCUCUAUGAUCGUGCUCAGCCCUCGUACCAGCCUGCCACCCUCUCCCACAUCCACAAUGCCCUCUCAGCCUCUGCCUCACUUAACACUGUUGAGAUCGGUGCAGGCACCGGCAUCUUCACCCGUGCACUUCUCGCCCACCCAGACUGGUCCCACUCCGUGAACCAGCUCCACGCCAUUGAGCUGUCCGAAGGCAUGCGCGACGUCUUCACAAAUUUCGUACAUGACCCCCGCGUCUCCAUCACUAAGGGAACCUUCGACUCCACUGGUGUCAAUGACGGAUGGGCCGACCACGUCAUCAUCGCUCAGGACAACAUGCAUCGUCAUCAGCUGAUGGAUCAGAUCAUUGCGACUGCCCUUCCUGAGUCCACGGACCCCGAUGAUGUGUCCGUAACUGGGAAAGCGUUCUUGAUGGCAGACCUUCCCAUUGAGUUGAUCGAGCUGCUCGAGAAGCUCAUCCUCGAGCCUUCACCAUUCAGCGACAAUCGCAACCUCCAGAACUUGAUGGUGUUGACAGCCAUUCACGCAGACAAAGGCAAAGUUGUUGGAUACAUUGACAAGCUCAAGAACUACGAUAUUGCUGAGAUUGCCAAGAUUGUGACCGACCAUGGUCUGUAUGAGGAGGCAUUCCUCAUAUACAAGAAGUAUGAGCAACAUGCCAUGGCCAUCAAUGUGCUCAUCGAGCAUAUUGUGUUCCUGGACCGCGGCACCGAGUAUGCCAUUAAGGUUAACAGGCCCAAGGUAUGGAGCAGGCUGGUGAAGGCACAGCUCGACGGUCUGCGAAUCAAGGAUGCCAUCGAUUCGUACAUCAAGGCUGAGAAUUCCUCGAACUACACCGAAGUCAUCGAGAUUGCUAGUCAUGCGGGUAAGACGACCUCGCCAAGUACCUCCAAAUGGAGGAACUCGCUGGUCUCAUUCAGUUGUACGAGCGUCGAGGGCAUUUCGAUUAACUUCUUGCCCUUCUGGAAGCUGGCCUCAAUGGGUAUCUUCACUGAGCUCUCAGCCUUUUACGGCAAGUACAGACCCGAGAAAUUCAUGGAGCAUCUCAAGCUCUUUGUUUCUCGCAUUAAUAUCCCCAAGGUCAUUAAAGCCGCUGAACAGGCCCAUCUCUGGCCAGAGCUGGUUUUCCUCUAG
Messenger RNA from Sparassis crispa, 4410 nucleotides. RefSeq lists its product as hypothetical. Gene Ontology annotation, molecular function: clathrin light chain binding. The transcript is spliced from 24 exons. The record is from RefSeq and is a predicted model, not a curated record. Gene Ontology annotation, biological process: Golgi to endosome transport; intracellular protein transport; receptor-mediated endocytosis. The coding region runs from base 1 to 4410 and encodes 1469 amino acids. NCBI's taxonomy places the organism in Eukaryota, Fungi, Basidiomycota, Agaricomycetes, Polyporales, Sparassidaceae. Gene Ontology annotation, cellular component: actin cortical patch; clathrin complex.